Coccidioides immitis RS is the source of this 1104-nucleotide messenger RNA. RefSeq lists its product as uncharacterized. The transcript has 2 exons. Bases 1 to 1104 code for a protein of 367 amino acids. The record is from RefSeq and is a predicted model, not a curated record. NCBI's taxonomy places the organism in Eukaryota, Fungi, Ascomycota, Eurotiomycetes, Onygenales, Onygenaceae.
AUGGACCACAUAAACACGCGCAACAAUAGCUUGCCCAUGGAAGCAGCACAAUCCCGACCCGCAAUGGUCGAUGAUAUGAUCCACUGGCUUUGGUACGAUGGCUUCUAUCGUGGUGUCGUGGGAUGGGUGAAUUAUUGGCCCAUAGAUGAGUUAUUCAACAACCCUCAGCCAGCGCCAGGGCUCCAUGGCUUUGACUAUGAAGAUGGCUCUGACCAAUUCGACAUGCGGGACUUCGAUUUCAACGCGGCGCUGGGAGAGGUGGCAAAAGAAACGGCUUUCAGGGAAUAUGUUAAAAGAAUGAUCAGAAGACACAGACAACUUCUUCCCGCAGCAAUCGAUGAGAUUGAUCGUAGGUUGCUAAGGGAAGGAGUCUCACAGCAGGAAGUGAAUGAUCUUACUACGGGAGCUGCAUCCGACGCGUAUGGGAAGUUGGCAAGGCUUGAGGAAGCCCGCCGUCCGUUUCGGAUGCCGGAAAGAGUACAGUUUCGCGUCAUUUCUGAUCUUCCUGGUCGUGAAUGGUUACCGUCUGACUUGUACCUGGAACAUACCUGCAACCUAACGGAUCUGGUGGACGCAAUACAGCGCCAUAGGCUGAUCCGAUACUACCCUGCUAGACAGAUCGGAUGGACAACAGAUGAAAACAGGGGAGUGAACAAUUAUAGUAGCCUGUCCGAUGAUACGAAUGAUGGGACCAGGCGAAAAAUGCUGGCGUACAAGCUAAUCCCUACGGACAACGAAAGCACUUGGGUAGCACAAAACACAGACGGAUGGGACACAAUCUCUGACGACAGCGUCUUUGUGAAAAUGAUGGGAGAAUUGCAACAGGAUGAAACAAAGAUAGCAGCAAUAUGCCAUGAAUCGACACUGGAAAAUAUAAGACAAAAACAGGAGCAAAGCUUAGCCAUAUUCCCGGAGGAUUUCAGGCUACUCAAGCCGGAGGAUAUGGAUUUAGAUCUCGCGGCGACGUUUGAGUUUGCGACGGAGGCCUGGGAAGAGGUGGAAGGGUGCACACCGUUCCCUCCAGAUUUUGACUGGAGUCGACUGGAAAAUGGGAGAAUUAAGAACCCAGACGGAACGCUGCCCAGCACGGACGAUGAGCUGUGA